Messenger RNA from Charadrius vociferus (killdeer), 678 nucleotides. It is a transcript of the gene RNF125, whose product is annotated as ring finger protein 125, E3 ubiquitin protein ligase. Gene Ontology annotation, biological process: ubiquitin-dependent protein catabolic process; protein polyubiquitination. Gene Ontology annotation, molecular function: ubiquitin protein ligase activity. Lineage: Eukaryota; Metazoa; Chordata; Aves; Charadriiformes; Charadriidae. The record is from RefSeq and is a predicted model, not a curated record.
AUGGCAAGAUUCUGCCAUUCCUGUAUUUCUGCAAGUUUAAAGAAUAAUGCAUCGAUGUGCCCUUAAAGCUGUGCUUAUCUUCCUUCUGAAAGAAUUCCAGCUACUGAUAUUGCCAAGAAAAUGGAGAGCACAUACUGAAAUUGCACAGAAACUGAAACACAGGUUUGUGAAAUGAGUGAAAUGAGAGCUCAUUUAAUAACUUGUGAAAAAUAUAUAGAAAAAUAUGGACCUGUACAGGAGCUUGGAGAUGACCUAUAUUCCUGUCCUUAUUGCCAGCGCGGAGUAGAUGAGGAUGAGCUAUUGGGCCACUCUCACCACAGAUGGGAAAGGAGAGCAGUGACUCCGAUUCUCACAUCUCGCAGAAGAGGUGUUCUAGACGGGUUACAGACUGAAGGACUUGUAGACAAAUCAACCAACGCUCCCGUUUUCUGCAGCGGGUCGGAUGGGGGAAACCCACUCCAUUCGCUUUUACAUCGCAGUUGUCCAAUUUGUUGUUUAACACCUGGGAGAGAUCCAAGCUAUUUCAGCAGAAAUUUUAUAAGGCAUCUUCAACUCAGACAUGCACUCCAUUACGAAGAUCACAUAGACAUAAACAGCAUUGGAGAAGUCCUUGUUGAAAGAGUUCUGGAUGGGUCGUUCUUAGAAUAUGUGCACGUGAAUCAUCCAAACAAUGCAUAA